Molecule: messenger RNA, 1012 nt
Organism: Antechinus flavipes (yellow-footed antechinus)
Lineage: Eukaryota; Metazoa; Chordata; Mammalia; Dasyuromorphia; Dasyuridae
Product: antileukoproteinase-like
Exons: 5
Coding region: 32-577 (181 amino acids)
Biological process (GO): antibacterial humoral response; innate immune response
Cellular component (GO): extracellular region
Molecular function (GO): peptidase inhibitor activity
Source: RefSeq, a predicted model, not a curated record
ACCAGCUACUUCAUUGGCCCCAAUCAUCACCAUGAAGUCUGGAAGCCUCUUCUUCUUCAUGGCAUUCCUUGCCAUUGGGUUCCUAACAGUUUCUGGGACCCGAAACGCUGCUAAAGGAGGUAAAGUGAAAUCAGGGAGCUGCCCCCUAGACAAUGUCCGCUGUUUUAAAGAAGAUCCUGCAGAGUGCAACAAUGAUGAGCUGUGCCCUCGAGAACAGAAAUGCUGUUAUUACCAUUGUGGUUUCAAGUGUGUGAAUCCUCGUGAAACAGAGGAUCCAGCUGUAUCAAAACCAGGCAAAUGUCCAACUGUCCAUAUACGAUGCACGAUGAUAAACCCCCCAAAUGCCUGUGAGAAUGAUGGGGAGUGCAAAGGUCGUCUGAAGUGCUGUACAGGAGCGUGUGGGAAAACCUGCAUGGCCCCAGAAGCUGUAUCAAAACCAGGCAAAUGUCCAGCUGUCCGUGGACAAUGCAUGAUGGAAAACCCCCCAAACGCCUGUGAGAAUGAUGGGGAAUGCAAAGGUCGUCUGAAGUGCUGUACAGGAAUGUGUGGGAAAAUCUGCAUGGCCCCAAAAGAUUGAUUUCUACUUCAAGCUGAGGUGGUUGGACUCAUAUAUCUGGAUCCCAAGAUGGCAACACUAACUCACUCUUGGCCCCUGUAACUCCAAGAAGUGGGGUUAUCUGUGGGAGAGCAUCUCCCAUGGAUCAGAACAAUCACCAAGAACUGGAUGUUGGAGGGUCUUUUCUUCUUCUCUGUGUUACUACAUGAAAAAUGCUCCAGGCUUAGUUGAAGGCCUGGUUAUAUCUAUUCUUACAAUCCAACUUGAUAUAGGAAUUUAUAUGUAGUAGGGACUGACUGAAUCUCUGUUGUUGUAACCUUUAUCAUAAUCCUUAAUGCAAAAUAAAAAAAAAAAACUGAUCUACAUGAGGAGGGAUAGAAAUGUUUUAUGUUUGACAAAAUGCAAAGUCUUUGAUGUCAACCUUUGUUUCCUUCUGUCUUUGUUUCUCCAGCCCAG